Rattus norvegicus (Norway rat) is the source of this 4176-nucleotide messenger RNA. RefSeq names its product tripartite motif-containing 21 (gene Trim21). Lineage: Eukaryota; Metazoa; Chordata; Mammalia; Rodentia; Muridae. Gene Ontology annotation, cellular component: nucleus; cytoplasmic stress granule; P-body. Gene Ontology annotation, biological process: protein K6-linked ubiquitination; protein destabilization; protein monoubiquitination. Gene Ontology annotation, molecular function: zinc ion binding; identical protein binding; ubiquitin protein ligase activity. The record is from RefSeq and is a predicted model, not a curated record.
CCCUGUUCCUCCCCUUGCUCCUCCCUCUUCCUUCUAAGCUUACCUCUGAGAGGAAACUGAAAGUGAAAUUAGACUGCGGGCUUGCAAAAGUGAAGCUGAAAACAGCCUAGCCAAGUCUGAGGACCCUGGUAAGAUUCCACGGCAGAUGUCACACUCUACAACCUCAAAAAUGUCCCUGGAAAAGAUGUGGGAGGAGGUCACCUGUUCUAUCUGCCUGGAGCCCAUGGUGGAGCCUAUGAGUAUCGAAUGUGGCCACUGCUUUUGCAAGGAAUGCAUUUCUGAGGUUGGGGGAAAUGGGGGCGGUUCAUGUCCCGUGUGCCGGCAACACUUUCUGCUCAGAAACCUCAGGCCCAAUCGGCAUAUAGCAAACAUGGUGGAAAACCUUAAACAAGAGGCCCAGAAUACCAAAAAGGGCACCCAGGAAGUGCACUGCAUGAAGCAUGGAGAGAUACUUCACCUGUUCUGUGAGGAAGAUGGGCAGGCCCUUUGCUGGGUGUGUGCCCAGUCUGGGAAACACCGGGACCACACCAAGGUCCCCAUUGAAGAGGCUGCUAAGAUAUACCAGGAGAAGAUUCACAAGGCUUUAGAAAAACUGAGAAAAGGGAAAGAGUUGGCCGAGAAGUUGGAAAUGGAUCUUGCAAUGCAAAGAACAGACUGGAAGGCAAGAACUGUAGACUGCAUCUCUCAGAGGAACAUUGACACCCAGAAGUCGAGGAUUCACGAAGAGUUCGCACAUCAGAAUAGCUUGCUGGCUCAGGAGGAACAGAGGCAGCUGCAGAGGCUGGAGAAGGAUGAAAGGGAGCACCUGAGACUCCUUGGGGAGAAGGAGGCUGAGCUGGCUGAGAAGAACCAGGCCCUGCAGGAACUGAUCUCAGAGCUGGAGAGGAGGAGCCGAGGUUCAGAACUGGAGCUAUUGAAGGAGGUGAGGAUCGUCCUGGAAAGGAGUGUAUCCUGGAAACUGGACACGGUAGAUGUUGAUUCCCCAGACCUGACAAGCACAUGCCAUGUGCCAGGGCGGAAGAAGAUGCUGAGGACCUGUUGGGUUCAUAUUACUCUGGAUCGUGACACUGCCAACUCGUGCCUCAUCAUCUCAAAGGAUCGGAGACAAGUGAGGAUGGGAGACACCUAUCAGAAUGUGUCUGAAAAUGCUGAGAGAUUUAAUAAUUACCCCAUGGUGCUAGGUGCCCAGAGAUUCUCCUCUGGGAAGAUGUACUGGGAGGUAGAUGUGACCCAAAAGCAGGCCUGGGAUUUGGGGGUUUGCAGAGAUUCUGUACAGAGGAAAGGGCAUUUUUCACUCAGUCCUGAAAAUGGCUUCUGGACCAUUUGGCUUUGGCAAAAAGACAACUAUGAGGCUGGUACCAGUCCUCAGACCACCCUCCAUAUUCAGGUACCUCCGUGCCAAAUUGGGAUCUUUGUAGACUAUGAAGCUGGCAUUGUCUCCUUCUACAACAUAACUGACCACGGCUCCCUCAUCUACACCUUCUCAGAGUGUGCUUUUAUCGGACCUCUGCGACCCUUCUUUAGUGUCGGUUUCAAUGAUGAUGGGGGGAAUUCAGCCCCUCUAAAGCUCUGUCCACUAAAGAUAUGAUGGUCAGUAACAGUGCCUGCUGACAGCACCUCCCAGGCACUUACCUCCUCCUUGUCCUGAUCUAGAUCCAAUGACUGACUACUGAGGACCAUUUCUGGAUACCCCUACCCACUUCCUGUUGGUGUUCUUCAGUCAUGCACUUUGUCAUUUUGACCAGUCUAGUUGGAACUUCCAUAAAGCCUCAUCUCUUUAGAGUCAGGGUCCCAGAAUGAAGGCAUCAGCUGGACAUAAUUAGAAGUCCAUGUCAACUGACCUUCAACAUCAAUGUACCAGACAUAGAUUCCUCAGUGAUUCCUCAAUGAAACAGACUCCUCACAUUGCACCCAAACUCAUCUAGCUCAGACAAAAUCCCAUCUCUGCCUCCUUUGUAUGACUUUCUUUGUUUUCUCUUUCCUUGGUUGUUACCUCUAGCCAGAUACCCAUCUAUUCCCAUACCUUCUGUGGCUUGCAGAAGGACUUCCUAAAAAUUGUGCCUUGGUCUAUCCUAUUCAGUUCUUGGUAAAGCUCAAAAUAUUAGUCUUUAACAUUGUACAUCUUUUGGUUUGCUUGUUUGUUUGUUAUUAGGGGAGGUUUGGGGUUUAUUGUUGUUUGUUUGUCUGUUUUCCCUCCCUGGAAUGCUCUAUGCACCUCAUCUGUAGACUCAGGUCAAGAAUAUCUUCCAGGGUAACAAACAAAAACCAGGAUAAAGUAGUGAAAGUGGUUCAGACAAGAGCUGAAUGUAACACUGAAAGUAUACUCAAUAUCCCCAGUGAGAGCCAAAGUCUAGGUGCCAUGCUGGUCUGAUUAGUGAGUCCCUUCUGUUGAUUCUCACGGGGUGGAACAGCUGUGCUUGGACACUGCCUACUGUCAGUUUGACAAUACUCUGUUCCCUGCUUCCAUUGCCUUGAAGAAAGUGAAAUUAGUAGCUGAACUCGUACACAGAUAUUUUUGAGAACUUUGAAAAUACUGUCAGAAGAGUUAGGAGAAAGUAUGGACAAAUGUACAAUAAAGAAAAUGCAAGAUGGUUUCUAUGAGGACAUCAUCAUUGAGCUAAAGAUACGUUAGCAAUGCCAAUUAAUGGCUCAGUAGGCUAAAUGAGGUUCAAGUGUAUCUAGUUCAUGAAAAAAAACAUUUAAAAAAACCUUAAGCACUAAUAUUUACAUUGACCUUUCAUUCUUGUGUUCUGUCUUAGAGUUGACACUAUAAGUAAUAGUUUGUAUCUUUUGAUUUUCAUACUGGUGGAAGGCAGCUAUUAAAAUGAUACAACUUUCAUUUCCUCAAAAUCUGAACACCAUACUGUACCAGAUUUCCUCACUACCUGGAGAUGUAUGUUACACAGAUACUAAAUCCCUUGUUCUCCACUGAAAGGAAUUAUGAGGUUUCAUACCAUCUCAACUUUUCACCCCCAUAGUCAAUAACAAGUGGUCUGGGUAUGAGAGUCUUGUUUGUCACAUAAAAGCUACCUUAAAAAAGAUCUCCAAGUACUGGUUCCAAUUCUGAUUAAUAUUGUCUUUGAAGGUCAAAUAAAGCCUAUUAAUUUUCCUGGGCUUCUUUCAUUCUACCUCCACCUUUCAAAUGAACAGACACAGAGUAUUAAAGAAAUGUUAUCUGUACUGGCCCAGGCCAGACAGAAUCACAGCAAGGAGAAUGAUGGGCACCAAGUCCCUCCCUUAGCUAAGGAGCGUUGGGCAGUCGCUAGAAGGACCAUCAGUUUUCUUCAUACUGGUGGAAGGAAACUAUUAUAAUGUUACAACUUUCAGUUCCUCAAAAUCUGAACACCAUGCUGUACCAGAUUACCUUACUACCUGGAGAUGUAUGUUACAUAGAUGCUAAAUCAGUGUGGGCCCUAGUGGGCCCACUGAAAGCCCACUAGUGUAUAAAGGCAGCAUAAACAGUGCUUGGUGGGUGAUUUAUAAAAAGGAAGAAAAGAAAGAGGAGUAAUGAUACAAAGUAGGGUAGAGCAUGAACUUGGGACAUGUGAGGAGGGCGGUAAAUAUGAUCAAAAUACAUUGAAAUUCUUAAAUAAUUUUAAAAUGAGAUUAGAAAGGAAGCAGUGUCAAAAUUUCAAAGACACUAAGGGAAAAAUUUUUUCAAUAUACCUGUAGUUUAUUUUGCAUUAUAUGUAACAAAUUUCCUGUUUAUAGGUCAGUCAUGCUGUGGGUAAUGAUCAACAUACAAUCAGAGCACAAUCAAGAAGUAUGAAUAUUAUGGCAAGCCUCUAUAUUUGAUUCAAAUUAAACUGAUGUUUUGACAAUAAACAUUUAUUAAGCUGUAAUGUUCACAAUGAUUUAAUUCAGCUCUUAGUCAGAUCUACAAAGACUUAAAAUAUCACAACCAAUGACUAAUCAGAAGGUAUCUAUCACUUUGCAACAAUAAACCUAAUUUUUUUCUGAAUAAGAUAUUUAUAGUUUGCUUCCCCUAAGAUGCAUGGACGCGCCCUCAUCCCACUCUGUUCUCACAAAAUUGCUUUCUUUUGCAUCAAACUGUAUUAUGUAAAAUUUCUAAUGCAAAUGUAUUUUUGGUUAAAUGUAUGUGCACCAUUACAUUAAUUCAAAUUCAUUGUGGACAUUUUCAUUGUGAUGUACUAAUAAAAUUCAUUGUGAAUGAAA